Molecule: messenger RNA, 2712 nt
Organism: Nannizzia gypsea CBS 118893
Lineage: Eukaryota; Fungi; Ascomycota; Eurotiomycetes; Onygenales; Arthrodermataceae
Exons: 1
Coding region: 1-2712 (903 amino acids)
Source: RefSeq, a predicted model, not a curated record
AUGCUCGCGUCAAGCAGCCAUAUACACGGUCAGGUCGCCAUUGCGUCGGGCCCUGCGCCUCCGUCUGCCCUCAAUGAUUCGCAUCUCCAUACCAAGGAGGUGACCGAGUAUGAGAAGAUAUUGAACAUCCGCGACCAGAUCUUUGCUGGCACUCAUCCUAGGUUGAGAGUCCCGGAGAGUGUAAUUCGCAAGGUUCCUCCGCGGUCUGUUGUUCAGACGUCGCCGUCUUCGACAUCAGCCCCUGUCUUCGUUCCUAGUUCUCAAGCUUCGGCUUCAGAACCAGCACCCCCUUCUUCAUUUCCUCCGGCACACCAUGCUGCUCAGGCCACGGCCACGUCUUCUCCCUGGCCUCAGCCAGCAAGUACUGCUGCAGGUGGCGACACUGACUCUCCCGUCACAGGCGCGUCGACGCCGAAGCCAACUUCGGAGAUAGACCCUAUAUUCUUGACCAAAUCGGAUGAUCUCAUCAGGGCAGAGACUCAAUUGCAACGCCAGCGGCUUGAACGUACACUGCGAGAUUAUGCUGAGCAGAAGAGAAUAGAAGAGAGACAGAAGCCGCCGUUACAGGAGCUGAAGCCUGACUUUGACGUCUCGGAUGUUUUCAACAAGGCGUUGGAGAUAGUGAAACCACUUUCCCCUCCCUAUGACCAUGAUAAUAACACUGGUGUUGAUGGUGAUGGUGAUCGGGCUAAUAACGGCAAUGCAGCCAGUGAUUCCUUCGAUGACAACUCUUACUACUCGAGCAGAGCUCCUGACUCUCCACAAAACGAGGAAUACGAUGAAGAUAUGGCACCUGCGCCGCCGCUGGCUGGGAAUAUGGAUACAGACGAGAGUGACGAGACUGUUAUCGUAGACCGUGCCAGAGCUAAUGAGCCUGGGCAUGAUUCUGCUGCCGGUAAUCACCAUUUACUUGGUCAACAUGCUAACAUUGACGACGAUGCGAGAAGGGACUUGGAGAAUAUUCAGCCGUGGACGGAGGAUAAUGAGCAUCAUUACUCUCCGCCAGAGCCGUAUGAGGAACCAGAGUAUUCUCCACCAGGCCCCGACCUGUCACUAAACGGACGACGAGAUUUAUUAGAACCUAGCUAUCUUAGCCCGUCAAGCAGACGGCAACAACAACAACCUCCUCCCAUGCAACAGCCAUCGGGCCAACAAUCUCCAGCCCCUAGGAAUCUGCGGGUUGUGAGAAACCAUAUCACGUCUCCAGCAGCACCUCAGCCUUCCCGUGUAUCGCCUCUUGCUGUUACCAGGGUCUCGUCAAUAGCACAGUCGCGUCAAGGUCGGCAAAGUAGACAGGCCGCAAAGGCAUCUGCCGACCAGGGCUCUGAACGUACUAGCCCAGAGCAUGGGCCUUCCCAGCAGUUAAUGUCGCGGAAACGCCGUCGCCUUCAGCAAGCUCACGACAAGAAGAAACUCGAAGAGGAAAGAAGAGCUGCUGCGUCUCCUGAUAUGCCAUACAUUAAACCGGAGCCUGUGUCACCUCCACCAUUUAUACCUUCAGCAGUGGCUCAUUAUCCUAGGGGCCGGCUCGUUCAAGAAGUGCCAGCUGAUGUUGAUUAUGUGUCUCGUCACGACGACCAUGUUAUAGCCGGCCGUGUUCCAGCAUAUGACGACGGGCACGGCAGAAACUAUGAAUUAGAGAGUCCAAUUGAGCUGCAUACCCCUCGAACAACUUCGAGAAUAGGCUAUAAAAGACCUAAUCGGGAUGAGCAUGACCUACGGCGAGUGGCUAGUUUACAGCAUGCUCGACAGACAGAGUAUGUCCAAGAGUACCCAGAGCCCGUUGCAGAGAUAUCUCCGCGCCACGGGCGAGCUGUAUCUUAUGCCGAGCCCAUCCAUUCGGAGCGGACUAGGUACCACGACGAGGGCCAACCGGCACAGUAUACCACCACUAGAAGAUACAUGACCAGACCGCUCUCACCCCACUACCGUGAAAGCUAUGCUCCAGUUCGUGUCUCUGAGUCUCGUGCCAUGGGUCCUCCUCCACCCCAAAGACGCAUCGUAGUUGAUGCGGAAGGUAACCGGUUCUACGAGUCAAUUGACGCUCCGCGUGCCAUGCCUCCGGCAUCUGCGCGGGUGCCCAGGGCGGAGCCCUACGACGGAGUCAGUCAUGCUCCUGCGCGAUCAAUGUCUAUUGUGGAUGAUCAUUACCGAGACCGUAGGUACAUCCAGGAAAUGCCCCCUCCUGAGAUUACCUACCGCCGUAAUCCUGGCCCCAAUGCAGGCCCUGGCUCAAGCUACGCUGCAGACAACGAAUUUGGUGAGCCACGAUACUAUGAUCGUGAGCCCGCGGAACGUGGACCAGUGAUGCGUAGCGCCAGUGUCCAAGUAAUAGACUAUCCGUCACGUCAAACGCAACACCUCCGCCAAUCUCAAACGUCAUACGUUGACGACCCUCAUUUUCCCCACGAGGAGAUUGUACGUGUGGCUAGCGUGCGCCCUCUACCAGUUGGCGUGCCUCGUUAUGAGGAGCACCAUGAAGUCCGACCUCGCAUGACAAGUGUACGGCCUAUGCGGCGUGAGGUGAGUGUCUACGUUGAUGACGAAGUAGGUCAUGCUAGGGAGUAUCCUCCUGUGGAACGAUACGGCGGAGGACCUAGCUACACGGCACGUCCGAUGAGAGAAGAACGCUUUUACGAAAGCGCUGGCCCAGGCCGAAUCGAGGCCGAUGAGGGCUCUGAGGUUAUUCGACGAGUGCCUCGCCAAUAUUAA